Arachis stenosperma is the source of this 2787-nucleotide messenger RNA. Its product is annotated as putative disease resistance protein RGA1. NCBI's taxonomy places the organism in Eukaryota, Viridiplantae, Streptophyta, Magnoliopsida, Fabales, Fabaceae. The record is from RefSeq and is a predicted model, not a curated record. The transcript has 2 exons. Gene Ontology annotation, biological process: defense response to other organism. Gene Ontology annotation, molecular function: protein binding; ADP binding. The coding region runs from base 23 to 2593 and encodes 856 amino acids.
UUUUACUGCUUUUCUUGAGAACAUGUUUCUCUUAGUUUCUGGUUUGCUGACCAAUAUCUUGAACAGGGUAGAUUCCGCUACCUACAAAGAGAUUUCACUGUUAUGGGGUCUUAAAGAUGAAAUUGACACCCUCAAGAACUCUCUCAGAAUCAUCAAUGCUUUCCUUGUGGAUGCUGAGAACAAGCAAACACAAAAUAACGGCAUCAUGGAGUGGCUGCAGCAGCUCAGGGAUCAUUUCUUCGAUGCUCGUGACAUCUUGGAUGAGAUUGAGUGUGAAGCACUCAGGAACAAGAUUGUCAAGAGCCAAGGAAGCUUCAAAAGAAAGGUAAAGCGCUUCUUCUCACUCUCUAACCCUCUUGCAUUUCGUAUUCAGAUGGCUCAUAAGAUCAAGGAAAUUAAGAAGAGAAUAGAUGAAUUGGCUUCUUUUAGGAUGAAACUCGGUCUCUCGGAGAUUCAUGCAAGUAGUAGUGAUGUUCAUGUUCCAAAGUUGGCUUGGAGGGAGACUAAAUCUUAUGUUAGGCCUUCCCAUGUGAUUGGUAGAGAUCAGGAGAAAGAGAAGAUCAUUGGUUUAUUGACGGUUCCAUCAUCAGAUUCUGGUAAUGAGAUUAUUGAUGUUAUUCCAAUUGUUGGAAUUGGAGGUUUGGGGAAGACCACAAUUGCACAACUAGUGUACAAUGAUGAUAGGGUGAUCGAGAAGUUCUUUCCACGAAUGUGGGUGUUUGUCUCUGAUGAUUUUGAUGUUAAGAGGUUGGCAUUGGAGAUUCUUAAGGCUAUGCAUGGAAUAGAUAUAGAUGCCCAUCACAAUUAUAGUUAUGAUCAGUUACAGAAUUUGCUGCAUGAGGGACUAGAUGGGAAGAAGUUUCUGCUUGUUCUUGACGACGUUUGGAAUGAAGAUUACAGGGGGUGGGAUGAACUGAGAAAUCUGUUAGUAGGAAUGCACGAUGAUGACAGAAUUGGUAGCAAGAUUAUCGUGACAACUCGUAGCGAAAAGGUUGCUUCGAUCAUGGGGAAAGCUUAUAAACAGAACCUGCUAUAUCUUCCUGAUGAAGAUUGUCUAAAGCUAUUUCUCAGGUGUGCAUUUCCGGCAGGAGAGGAAAACAAGCACCCGAGGCUUGUGGAAAUUGGGAAAGAGAUUGUUAGAAAGUGCAAAGGGUUGCCCCUGGCAGUGGUGAGUUUAGGGUGCAUGCUUCACUCAGAAAAUCGAGAAAGUGUGUGGAAGAAAACUAGAGAUAGUGAAAUUUGGAAAAUGGACCAACAAAAUGAUGGGAUUUUGGCUGCAUUGAAACUGAGCUAUAACCACUUGCCAUCUGAAUUGAAAAGGUGUUUCUCCUAUUGUUCAGUUUUUCCCAAGGGUUAUGAAUAUAGCAAUUUGGAGUUGAUAUCAUUUUGGAUGGCACAUGGACUGCUACAAACCAACGACGAAGAUGAAGAGGCAGAGGAUCUUGGAGAGUUCUUUAUUCAAGAGCUAGUUUCAAAAUCUUUCUUUGAAGGUGUUCCUGAAGAUCAAGUAGUUGUUGAUGGACUUAUUUUUGAAGAACUUAAGCAUCUAGGAAUAUCUUAUUUUAAGAUGCAUGAUCUUAUUAAUGACCUUGCUGUGUCUACUAUGCAAAAUGAAAGGGCUGCAGUAAAGUUUAAUUCAACCAAUGUGAGAGAAAAUGUGCAGCAUUUAUCAUUUUCUGAUAGUAGAGAAGGAGUACCUAAUUUUGGUAAUAAAAGGUUGAGUAAGGUCCAAACCAUUGGAUUCUGGCAUGCAAGUGAAAGUGCAAGUGCAAUCACUGAACCAUUUCUUAGAUGGGUUUUUAAGGAAUUCAGGUACCUCAGGGUGUUGAAUUUACAAUGUUCAAAUUUUCAGUUCUUGCCUGAUUGUUUCAACAAGAUGAAGCAUUUGAGGUAUCUUAAUCUGAGCUAUUGCCAAAGGAUGGAAAAACUCCCAGAUUCCAUUUGCAAGCUGCAGAACUUGGAAGUUCUUAAUCUGUGUAGAUGUGUAGCACUUAAAUACAUUCCAAAGAACUUGAGGUAUCUUGUGAGCCUCAGGAUUUUGUGGAUCACCACACAAAUGAAUGAUUUGUCUUGUAUAGGUUUUAAGACCUUCAGUUCUUUGCAAAUAUUGAUUUUGUGGAAUUGUGAAAACUUAACAUUCCUUCCACAUGAUUUGAGACACUUAACUGCUUUGAAAAGGCUUAGUAUUGAGGCUUGCCUUGAGGUGACUCAUUUUGGAGAUGAAGCUGAACAAGAAAUUGAUGACGACUAUUCCUUGAAACUUGAACAAUUCUCAAUCAACCAACUACCAGAAUUGUUAGCAUUACCUAAUUGGCUAAGAAGAUGUUCUAAGACUCUCAGAUAUCUGGGCCUUUCACAGUGUCAGAGCUUAACAGCAUUUCCAGAAUGGUUCCCAAUUCUGACAUCACUUGAAACCCUUCUAAUUGCUGAUUGUCCAAAAUUAACACUACCACAUAAUAUGGAUAAUGUUCAUAACCUUCAGAACUUGAAGAUAUUUGGAUGCCCUCAGCUAGUUGAGAGAUGCAAAAGAGAUAUAGGACCUGAUUGGUGUAAAAUAUCUCAUAUCCCAAAUAUUGAACUUGAAAGCGUUUAAGACCACUAUCUGAUAACUUGGUGCAAGCACAAUCAGAGAUUGUUGAGGUGGUAGAGCAUUUGAAGUUUGUAAUUGCUCACAUUUUCCUCCAACUUCAAUUACAGAUCUAUGUUUCCUGUAGGAGUAUGAUAUGCCUACUCAAGUAUUUCUUUUAAUAUUAUAUUUCAAUUUCUUUAUCUUUUUUGUAUUCACCG